GCGGGGGGGGGCCGAUGCCGGGAGCUGUGUCUGCGCUCUGAGGUGCCGGUCCGGCCGGGCGGGCCCCGCUCGUCCCUGGGCGGGCGUGAGCACCGGCGGCUCCCCAAAGCUCCGCUCCGCCUGGCCUAGAGCUGAGCCCCUGAACCCGGCGGCAGCGCUCCGGGCGGGGGGCGCCGGGCCACCUCGCCCCCCAGAGCUGACCUGUCCGGGGUGCAACAUAACUAAAGAAGCAGCUGCAGGAUGAAAAGAUGGCAGCACGGCUGCUCGCACCACCAGGCCCUGAUAGUUUUAAACCCUUCACUCCGGAGUCUCUGGCUAACAUUGAGAAACACAUUGCAGAACUAAAAAAGAAGCAGCGUCCAAAGCAAGACAGCAGCCACCGGGAUGACGAUGAAGACAGCAAACCAAAACCAAACAGUGACCUUGAGGCGGGGAAGAAUUUGCCUUUCAUCUACGGGGACAUCCCAAAAGGCCUGGUUGCUGUACCACUGGAGGACUUUGACCCUUAUUAUAUGACCCAGAAAACCUUUGUAGUACUAAACAGAGGGAAAACACUCUUCCGAUUUAGUGCCACACCUGCCUUGUACAUUUUAAGUCCUUUUAAUCUGUUUAGAAGAAUAGCUAUUAAAAUUUUGAUACAUUCAGUAUUUAGCAUGAUCAUUAUGUGCACUAUUUUGACCAACUGUGUAUUCAUGACUUUUAAUAACCCGCCCGAAUGGUCGAAGAAUGUGGAGUAUACAUUCACUGGUAUUUAUACAUUUGAAUCACUUGUGAAAAUUAUUGCAAGAGGUUUCUGUAUAGAUGGCUUUACUUUCCUACGCGAUCCAUGGAACUGGCUAGAUUUCAGUGUGAUCAUGAUGGCAUAUGUCACAGAGUUUGUGGACCUUGGGAAUGUCUCAGCAUUGAGAACUUUCAGAGUUCUCCGAGCUUUGAAAACUAUCUCUGUAAUUCCAGGCUUGAAGACCAUUGUGGGUGCCCUAAUUCAGUCUGUGAAGAAGCUGUCGGAUGUAAUGAUCUUGACAGUGUUUUGUCUCAGUGUCUUUGCUCUGAUCGGGUUGCAGCUGUUUAUGGGCAAUUUAAGGAACAAGUGUGUGAUAUGGCCAAUUAAUGUGAACGAGACUUUCCUGGAUAACGGCUCUAGGGGCUUUGACUGGGAGGAAUACACCAACAAUAUGUCAAAUUUUUACAUAAUUCCCGGCGCCCCUGAUCCUUUGCUCUGUGGUAACAGCUCAGAUGCAGGUCAAUGUCCGGAGGGUUACACGUGCAUGAAAGCAGGACGGAACCCGAACUAUGGUUACACAAGCUUUGACACUUUCAGCUGGGCUUUUCUGGCUUUAUUUCGCCUUAUGACUCAGGACUUUUGGGAAAACUUGUAUCAAUUAACCUUACGAGCAGCAGGAAAAACCUACAUGAUUUUCUUUGUCUUGGUGAUCUUUGUGGGAUCGUUCUAUCUGGUUAACCUAAUUUUGGCUGUGGUCGCUAUGGCUUACGAAGAGCAGAACCAGGCCACGCUGGAGGAGGCAGAGCAGAAAGAGGCAGAGUUUAAGGCCAUGUUAGAACAAUUGAAAAAGCAGCAGGAAGAAGCGCAGGCCGCUGCUAUGGUCACUUCAGCAGGGACAGUCUCUGAAGAUGCUGUGGAGGACGAUGGCGGGGGGAGGAUGUCUCGGAGCUCUUCAGAGAUUUCCAAACUCAGUUCCAAGAGUGCCAAGGAGCGUCGAAACAGGAGGAAAAAACGGAAGGACAAAGAACUGUCAGAAGGAGAGGAGAAGUGCGACAAUGAAAAGGUGUUCAAGUCUGAAUCUGAGGACGGCAUGAGGAGGAAGGCAUUCAGGCUACCAGAUAACAGGCUAGGAAGGAAAUUUUCCAUCAUGAACCAGUCUCUCCUCAGUAUCCCAGGCUCCCCUUUUCUCUCCCGACACAAUAGCAAGAGCAGCAUCUUCAGCUACAAAGGGCGAUUUCGUGACCCGGGUUCGGAGAACGAGUUUGCUGAUGACGAGCACAGCACAGUGGAGGAAAGCGAAGGCAGGAGGGACUCCCUCUUCAUCCCCAUCCGUGGUCGCGACCGAAGGAGCAGCUACAGCGGCUACAGCGGCUACAGCCAAGGCAGCCGGUCCUCACGGAUUUUCCCCAACCUCCGGCGAAAUGUGAAGAGGAACAGCACGGUGGAUUGUAACGGCGUGGUGUCCCUCAUCGGUGGCCCACCUUCCAGCAUGCCUGGGGGACGCCUUCUGCCUGAGGGUACCACUGAAAUCGAAAUUCGAAAGAAACCUGGUGGGUCACUCUUGGUCUCGAUGGAUCAGGUGAACGCAUCCUACGGAAGAAAGGACCGAACCAACAGUGUGAUGACCGGGUUAACAAAUACCCUUGUUGAGGAGCUGGAGGAGUCCCAGAGGAAGUGUCCCCCUUGCUGGUACAAAUUUGCCAACACGUUCUUGAUCUGGGAAUGCCACCCGUACUGGAUGAAGCUGAAGGAGAUAGUGAACUUAAUUGUCAUGGAUCCUUUUGUUGAUUUGGCCAUCACCAUCUGUAUUGUGCUGAACACUUUGUUCAUGGCGAUGGAGCACCAUCCUAUGACCCCAGAGUUUGAACACGUGCUCUCCGUAGGAAAUCUGGUUUUCACUGGAAUUUUCACAGCAGAAAUGUUCCUGAAGCUCAUCGCCAUGGAUCCCUACUAUUAUUUCCAAGAAGGCUGGAACAUCUUUGAUGGAUUUAUUGUCUCCCUCAGCUUAAUGGAAUUGAGUCUAGCAGAUGUGGAAGGACUUUCUGUGCUGCGAUCUUUCCGAUUGCUGAGAGUCUUCAAACUGGCCAAGUCCUGGCCCACUCUGAACAUGCUGAUAAAAAUCAUCGGUAACUCAGUGGGUGCUUUGGGGAACUUGACCUUGGUGCUAGCCAUCAUCGUGUUCAUCUUUGCUGUGGUGGGCAUGCAGCUCUUCGGCAAAAGCUACAAGGAGUGCGUCUGCAAGAUCAAUCCGGAGUGUGAGCUACCCCGCUGGCACAUGAACGAUUUCUUCCACUCCUUCCUUAUUGUCUUCCGUGUGUUGUGUGGGGAAUGGAUUGAGACCAUGUGGGAUUGUAUGGAAGUAGCAGGACAGGCCAUGUGCUUGAUUGUCUUCAUGAUGGUCAUGGUCAUCGGAAAUUUAGUGGUGCUGAACCUGUUCUUGGCCUUGCUACUGAGCUCCUUCAGCGCAGACAACUUAGCAGCAACAGAUGAUGAUGGGGAGAUGAACAACCUGCAGAUUUCUGUUAUUCGCAUCAAGAAGGGCAUUGCUUGGACCAAGGCAAAAGUGCGUGAGUUCAUGCAGGCUCAUUUCAAGCAGAGAGAGGCAGAUGAGGUCAAACCCUUGGACGAAUUGUAUGACAGGAAGGUGAACUGCAUCGCUAACCAUACAGGGGCUGAUAUCAACAGGGACAUUGAUUAUCAGAAGAAUGGCAAUGGCACGACGAGUGGAAUUGGGAGCAGUGUGGAGAAGUACAUAAUAGAUGAAGAUCACAUGUCCUUCAUCAAUAACCCCAAUCUCACUGUCCGGGUACCUAUUGCUGUAGGCGAAUCAGAUUUUGAAAAUCUCAACACAGAAGAUUUCAGCAGUGAUACAGAUCCUGAUGGCAGCAAAGAGAAACUUGAUGAUACCAGCUCCUCUGAAGGUAGCACCAUUGAUAUAAAGCCUGAAGUGGAAGAAGUCCCUGUGGAGGCACCGGAGGAGUAUCUGGACCCAGAUGCAUGCUUCACAGAAGGUUGUAUGCAGCGCUGUAAAUGUUGUCAGGUCAAUAUUGAGGAAGGGCUGGGGAAGUCGUGGUGGACCUUGAGGAAGACUUGUUUUCUGAUUGUGGAACAUAACUGGUUUGAGACUUUCAUCAUCUUUAUGAUCCUACUGAGCAGUGGUGCUCUGGCUUUUGAGGAUAUUUACAUAGAACAGAGAAAAACCAUCCGGACCAUUCUGGAGUACGCGGACAAGGUCUUCACUUACAUUUUCAUCCUGGAGAUGUUGCUGAAAUGGUGUGCUUAUGGAUUCGUCAAGUUCUUCACUAACGCCUGGUGCUGGCUGGAUUUCCUCAUUGUGGCUGUCUCUUUAGUCAGCCUUAUAGCUAAUGCCCUGGGCUACUCGGAACUAGGUGCCAUAAAGUCCCUUAGGACACUAAGAGCUUUGAGGCCUUUAAGAGCGUUGUCCCGAUUUGAGGGGAUGAGGGUGGUUGUCAACGCCUUGGUUGGCGCUAUCCCUUCCAUUAUGAAUGUGUUGUUGGUCUGCCUUAUCUUCUGGCUGAUUUUCAGCAUUAUGGGGGUUAACCUGUUUGCCGGGAAAUAUCAUUACUGCUUUAAUGAAACAGCUGAGGAGCGCUUUGAAAUAGAUAUUGUUAACAACAAGACAGACUGCGAAGCGCUGAUGCCACCCAACUCCACGGAGAUUCGAUGGAAGAAUGUGAAAAUUAACUUUGACAACGUUGGGGCAGGAUAUCUGGCUCUUCUGCAAGUUGCCACUUUCAAGGGCUGGAUGGACAUCAUGUAUGCAGCAGUAGAUUCCAGAAAGCAAGAAGAGCAACCCAAGUACGAGGACAACAUUUACAUGUACAUAUAUUUUGUUAUCUUCAUCAUCUUCGGCUCCUUUUUCACCCUGAACUUGUUCAUUGGUGUCAUCAUUGACAACUUCAAUCAACAAAAGAAAAAGUUUGGAGGUCAAGAUAUUUUCAUGACGGAAGAACAAAAGAAGUACUAUAAUGCCAUGAAAAAACUGGGCUCAAAGAAGCCUCAAAAACCUAUUCCCCGGCCUCUGAACCGCAUUCAAGGAGCUGUCUUUGACUUUGUUACUCAGCAAGCGUUUGAUAUAGUCAUCAUGAUGCUCAUUUGCCUCAACAUGGUGACCAUGAUGGUGGAGACAGACACACAAAGCAAGCAGAUGGAGGACAUCCUUUACUGGAUCAACCUGGUGUUUGUCAUCUUCUUCACCUGUGAGUGUGUGCUGAAGAUGUUUGCCUUGCGGCACUAUUAUUUCACCAUCGGGUGGAACAUCUUUGACUUCGUGGUUGUGAUUCUGUCCAUCGUGGGAAUGUUCCUGGCUGAAAUCAUUGAGAAGUAUUUUGUGUCGCCCACUCUCUUCCGAGUCAUCCGACUGGCUCGCAUUGGACGUAUCCUGCGUUUGAUCAAAGGAGCCAAAGGAAUCCGCACCUUGCUUUUUGCCUUAAUGAUGUCCUUGCCUGCCUUGUUCAACAUCGGCCUCUUGCUGUUCUUGGUCAUGUUCAUCUUCUCCAUCUUUGGCAUGUCAAACUUUGCCUACGUCAAGCAUGAGGCUGGCAUAGAUGAUAUGUUCAACUUUGAGACCUUUGGCAACAGCAUGAUCUGCUUGUUCCAGAUCACCACAUCAGCUGGUUGGGAUGGCCUGCUGCUGCCAAUCCUAAACCGGCCUCCAGACUGCGACCUAGACAAGGAGCACCCUGGGAGUGGUUUUAAGGGGGAUUGUGGGAACCCUUCGGUGGGGAUAUUUUUCUUUGUGAGUUACAUCAUCAUCUCCUUCCUGAUCGUGGUCAACAUGUACAUUGCCAUCAUCCUGGAGAACUUCAGCGUGGCGACAGAGGAGAGUGCAGAUCCACUAAGUGAGGACGACUUUGAGACCUUCUACGAGAUCUGGGAGAAAUUCGACCCUGAUGCCACACAGUUCAUAGAGUACAGCAAGCUCGCAGACUUUGCUGAUGCUUUGGAACAUCCUCUCCGCGUCCCAAAACCCAACACCAUUGAACUCAUUGCCAUGGACCUGCCUAUGGUAAGUGGAGACAGGAUCCACUGUUUAGACAUCCUGUUUGCCUUCACCAAACGUGUCCUGGGGGACAGCGGAGAGCUGGAUAUACUGAGACAACAGAUGGAGGAAAGAUUUGUGGCAUCCAACCCUUCCAAAGUGUCUUAUGAGCCUAUCACAACUACGCUCCGGCGUAAGCAGGAAGAAGUUUCAGCAGUGGUUAUCCAGAGGGCUUACAGGGCUCGUUUAGCAAGACGGGGCUUUAUUAGCCGCAGGCCUGUCUCCACAAAACUGGAAAAUGGAGGAGCAAACAGGGAGAAAAAAGAAGGCACCCCAUCUACGGCGUCUCUCCCAUCAUAUGACAGCGUUACCAAACCUGAGAAGGAGAAACAGCAACGGGCGGAGGAAGGAAGACGAGAAAGAGCGAAAAGACAAAAAGACGUCAGGGAAUCCAAGUGUUGAGACAAAAUAAUAGAAUUGUACAAAUUAAAAUAUUUGCAAGUGAAAAGAUUGUUUACAGACUUCAUGAAAUAUAUCAAUACAGAACAGCUGUGGAGACACUUACCUGAAGAUCUUAUACCAAACAUAGUCUGCUUACCGUGUGACAGCGUUGCAUCUAAAGCAGUGACCUACCACCUGUUUAAAGGACCCUUGUAAACAAACAUUUAAACACAAAAAAGGAAAAAAAAAAUGGAUUUUUCUAUUGUUUGGGCAGGUGGAUACUGCAUGUUCCACAUCAGUCAAUGCAAUUUAGGACAAACAAGCAAAAUAAAACACACACACACACACACACAGAGAGAAACAAAACCCGCUGCUGGGAUUCAUAUAUUUUUCCAAAGCAGCCAAAAAAUGGAUUUUAUUUUCCCAUUUUGUUGAUUAUUGUUGAAAGAAAACCCAGAAGUCACAAUGUUAAAGGGUUUGUUCAUGCAAAACUAGAUUUGCAUUUAGUUAAGCAGCAAAAAAAAAAAAAAAGGAAAAAAAAAGAAAAAAGAAAAAAGUUAAAACAAGUAAAAAAAAGGAAAAAAAGAAACAAACCACCCAUUUAGCCCAUGCCAUUUAAUUGUCAUAGUUUAUUUGAUAUUUAUUAUCUGCAUUCUACUUUCUACAUGGGCUUUACUUGGUUUGGGAGAUGGGGAAAUCGGGUACCGUCAGCCUGGAGACAGCUCAGGCUGAUUCCCCCCCCCAAAAAAAAAAAGUGCUCGUUCAAUGCAUAGAAACGAUUUGCAUGAUGGCAUGCCGUGACCAGGAACCAUGCAUGAGGAACCAUUAAACCACAAGACACUCAGUAAUCUGUCCACAGCAGUGCGUUAAGCCAUAAAUUCGAGGCACUCCACUGACUACCGUACACUGUAUUUGGAGAUAAACUUUAACAAGAAUCAUGCCCUUCACCGGUAUUUCCCAGUUCUUAGUGAUCUUUUAUAGACCCGCCAGUAGGAGGGGAAAAAAAAAAAAAAACAAACAAAAAACCAAACAAAACAAACCAUCAAAAAGAAACAAGCAGAUGAAAUAAUUGUGUGUGUAUGUUUAACAACUUGUCUUUUGUUUUUUUUUUUUCCAUCCAGCCAUCUUUUUGCACACUGAAAUAAAACAAAACUAAAUGCUGCUCUGGACCUCAUCCAAGGGGAGAUGAUAAAAUCUGAGAAUGGCUUGUUACACUAUGUCACUGUAAAACCAAACUCUAGGGCUUAAAUACCAGUCAGUAAGUUCAUUUGUAUCCUGCAAUAUUUAUCUUUAUUAUUCAUUAUUCCUCAGCCUCCAUCCUGCAGCGUAGACCCUUUUUUGGUUGGUUUUUUUUUUUUUUUUAGAGAUAAAUGCUAAAAAAAAAAAAAAAAAGUAGCGUGUUAUCUCUACUGGUAGAAAUCUGGGGAGCUUGCCCAAAGCAAUCCCGCUGGCGGGGCUGGGGGACGGGGACGGGGCUCGCAGCGUCCGCUUGUCCCCUGGCCAUCGGGAUUCCCGCUCUGGGUGGGACGCCGGGGCGCGGGUGGCUUUCUGAAACCCCGAACCCUUCCUCCCUCGGUACCAGGGUUUGUGGCUCCGCGCUUUGCUGCCGCACGGGUCUUCUCGCUUCCGCAGCCAGGAGGGGGUUUAACAGGCCGCAGCGCAGGGAGGGGCCACGUCCCGGGGUGCAGGGUGGAGAGACGGCUGCCGCGGGCCUUCGCGUUCUUCCCGUUUCUUACACGUUCAUCGAGCGGCGACUAACACGGCCCCCGGGUUGGGUAGGAACCGGAGCUACCUCUUGCCCAGUCUUCUCGCUGCAGCAGUAAAUAACGCCACAGAAACAUCACGAGCCGAGUCCAGACGUUUCUUUUACUCGAUGCCCAGACUCAGCCAUCCCCAGAUCCUGUUUCGUGGUGUCCUCAUGACUAAGCCAGCUCUCAGCCACUGCUCUGGUUGAGAUGGUUUGUUUUUUUUUCUUCAGGGCCAGCGUGGGUCUUCUCACAGGGUAGGGCCGCGGCGCCGCAGCACGGGUGCUUUUCCGCCGGCAGUUUGGAAGGAGAAGCCGAGGGGUCAGAGCUGCUGCUCACCUCGACCGCGAGGUGCUGAGGUUGAGCGUGGGCAUUCGAAUGCGGACCAAAUUCAGGGUAACCGGACUAGCGGAAAAAAAAAAAACAAAAAACCCAACAAAAAAACCCCAAACCAAGACAGCAGAACUUGAUGGCAGGAUGAAUCUCGGUUUGCGUAAUCUCCCAACCCAGAAAAUUACAGGAGUCACUUAAAAAACCCAAAAACCAACCACAAAACCAAGCAGGAAACCAUCCAGCAGCCAUCUGUGCCACGGCCGGCGUCCUUGCCGCGCGGCCUAGCCAUCGCCACGUCAGCGGAGCAGUUCUGCUGCACCCAGAACACAGCAAGGAACCUUUUCUAUCCUGUCGGCUCUUGCCCCAGUUGCUCCUAGGAUACGAUGUACAAUAACAAAGAGAAACUACAUACAUAUGUACAGGCUACAUUGUAAACAGCACAAAAAAAAAAAAAAAGAAAAAAAAAGGAAAAAAAAAAUAGCUGAAAAGUGUGGUUGAACUUUUUAAGAGAAUAUUAUAAAUACUGUAAUAUAUCAUUUUAUUUUAUCGGCAUGCCUUUUUGUAAAUACAAAGAACUACAAAAAUAAUAGAAUGGCUUCUGGCUUAUGCCAUUGUCCAUGUUUAUUUUUAUUUUUUUAAUAUUUUUCUGUUUUCCUUAGACUUUAGAUAGCCAGUAAACGUCCCCCGAAGAAAAAUAAUAAAAAAAAAAGACAAACAAAACCCUAUCCCCCGCCCCCCAAACUAGAUUUUUUAAAAAAAAGCUUUAUUGCGAAUGAUCUUUGCAACAGCAAAAGCAUAUUUUUUGGGGGUUCCAAUGUGCAAUAAGUUGACCACUUCUAUGCAAGAUUUGGCUAAACUUCAUAAUUGUUCUUGAGCUGGGCUAUUGACUCGUAGGUGAAGCUUGGUACGUUUAGCGUUCGCGCUGGCAAUUCCGUUAAGCAACUCAAUUACUUUAAAAUGAAAAGUCCCCUCAAACUAUGUAUAGCUCUUUAUUUUUUUAACAUUAGAUCUGUAUUAAAUGCAAGAGGCCGGUGGUUGUCGGUCAGCGUUGCUGAGAAAGAACAGGAACGAGCAGUUUCGUCAACUGGUCGUUGGCUGGAGUCGGUCCUUCUGCUCAAAGAAAAGUUUCCUGGGGGUUGGUUUUUUUCUUUUUUUUUGAGGGUUUUUUUUGGUUUGUUUUUUUCUCGUCGUUUCCUCCCUAGGGCAGAUAUUUCCAUCGGCCGCAGGUCACGGGUGCUGACAGCAAUGGGUCUGCGUUUCUGUGCAUCUUCACUGGGUGAAGCCAAAGACAGAGAGGAAACUUUGGUCAAAGAGCAUUACGGGACGUUGGCGUCAUACGCAAAUCUCCGAAUUCCAAAGCGUGCGCGGAAUUAAUAUUCCGGAUUCAGGGUUGUGGGAAUAAAGCGAGGGGGGUGGUGGCGUCGAUUAAAAAGACAGAGCCAAAAAUCAAGACUACAACAAGUAGCUCUCUUCCCUCCCCCACUAACGAACCCCUCCCUUUCGGGUUAAUUUGUGACUGUUCUUCAAAGAGCAGAGGAGAAGGGCGGUAAAAAACCACCAAUUCAAGCUGCUUUAUUCACUUUUCCUGUUCACCUUUUUUUAAAAUAUAGAAGCCAAUGUUGAACAAAACAAAUUAAAAUAAAACCAUGAUGUUACAUAGAGGCCACACCCGAGUUUGGAUUAUUUAACUUUCCGCCGCAAAAAAAAAAACGAAAACCAAAAAACAAAAAAACCACAAACCUGUUAAAGCUGUAAAAGAUCAAUAGUGAAGAUUAGUGUAUUAGAAAUUGCAUGGUGGCUCAUAAUGAUCUUACCCAACAUGAUUAACAAUUACGUUACUAUAAGCCAAAAGAAAAUAAAAUAAAUGUUACCCUUUUCACUGUACAAGGUAAGGUUGUCUCGGUGUCCCAAUUAUUUGACUGGCUGCAUUCUCCUCCCCCUCCAAACUUCCUCCAAGGCUGUUUUAGCGCGGUUUCAUCCGAAGCGUGCGGCAGAGAGCAGAGGAGGCGGCAGGGGCAGCCGUCGGAAGGGCGGUCGCUGCGUUAGGGGUCUCGGGUCUCCAAAGGUGCCCGGCGGACACAGCUCAGCCCCCGUGACGGGGACGAUGCUGUCAGGGGUCAGUGUCUGCGCGGGGCUCCCGUCUCUGGCGCAGGGAGGUGUCCGUCGGCAGGACAGGCUGGACCCGCAGACGUCCCUUGCUCCGCGGUGAGGGACGGGACCCGCUCUGGCAGGGGAGGACCCCGCUCUGGCAGGGGAGGACCCCACUCUCCAGGGCUCGACCCCGCAGCCCCUCCAAGGAGGCGCUUGAAAGGACGAGCCCGAGGUCCAGAGUGGCUGGCGAGCCCUGCCCCACCGGCCGCUGCCCUUGGCCGUGCUGCAGCGUCAUGGCAGGUCGGGAGCCAGCAGCUCCCGUGCACGGACAGUGCUGGGGGACCUCCCGCUGCUGGGGGGGGACCUCCUGCUGCUGGGGGGGAACCUCCUGCUGCUGGGGGACCUCCCGCUGCUGGGGGGGGGGGACGACACACCACCCGCUGCAGCCCCCGCUCAGGCACAUCACUGCAAGACCACAACUUCACCUCCCAGUUCUCAGCUUUCUCCAGAGUCAGCGGGGUCCCCAUGCAGUGACGGGGGGGGCUGCUCAGUGGGGACCUACCCACGCUGGGGGUCCUGCUGCUCACUGUGGCCGAAGGGCCCUAAAUUGGGGGGCAGCCAGCAGCAGGUGACCCCGUACACCCGCACCCCAUCAGUCCAUCCGGCUUCUCCCACUUUUGGCCCAAAGGGCUGAGCAGGGCACGAGCUCCAGGUACCGAACCUGAAGUCGUUGCAAGUCAAAUGGCACCUUGAAAUUAUUUUUUCCUAUUAGAGUUUUGGUCCAAUUUAUUCAACAAAUGUGACUUUUGCUGCCCGGUUAAGGCCAGCUGGAGCUUAAGCAAACCAGCGGCACUGCCAGACAGAGCACGGUCGUGCUGUCCUGCACCUUGCUGGGUCAAUGUGUCACACAAAGACAGUAACACUGGUUUGAGUUAAAAAAAAAGAAAAAAGUAAAAGUAAAACAAAAAAAUCAUUUCCCCUUUGCCAGUUUGCUGCAUGUUGUAAUUUUAUAGAGGUGUCUGUGUGCGUGACGGUGUCUCCUACAGCAAGCGCGGCCCCGUGCUCAGCACAGGGCACGGGGAAGGAGGACGCCCUCCCGCCUCCUCUCCCAGUUCUACCCAUCUGUACCUUGGGCGUCUCGUUCCCUACCUCACAGGGGUGUUGUGAGGUUUAAUUAGCGACCGAGUGUAACGCAUGGAGAAUCACAGGCGCCGAGGCGUGCGCAGCCGGAGCUGGGCACCAGGAGGGUGACAAAAAUGCUGCUAACAAAGAUCCUUCUGAAGUGGCGCGGCUCCGGCUGCCCACCUUCCCCGCGGGGCCAGAGCUGCCUUCUCCCUUUGCAUAACAUCUUCGUCACGCUGGGGUUUGCCCCGUGCUGUCCUUGCUCCCCACUUUCGCUCCUGGUUUUUAUUCGCUGUUCUGUCUCACGCAAAGAGAGGAGGAGGAGGACGAAGCUGGCCG
Molecule: messenger RNA, 11794 nt
Organism: Grus americana (Whooping crane)
Lineage: Eukaryota; Metazoa; Chordata; Aves; Gruiformes; Gruidae
Gene: SCN8A
Product: sodium voltage-gated channel alpha subunit 8
Exons: 27
Coding region: 249-6185 (1978 amino acids)
Biological process (GO): neuronal action potential; membrane depolarization during action potential; sodium ion transmembrane transport
Cellular component (GO): axon; plasma membrane; voltage-gated sodium channel complex
Molecular function (GO): voltage-gated sodium channel activity; protein binding
Source: RefSeq, a predicted model, not a curated record